GGCCGGGCGAUGCGCGGCGGCGCUCGGUGAGGCGGCUCGGGCGGCGCGGCCAUGGGCACCCUGGGCAAGGCGCGAGAGGCUCCGCGGAAACAGCCCCAUGGCGCCCGAGCUGCCCCCAGAGCAAGACUAGAGGCGAAGCCAGCCUCCCUGCCCUGCCACACCAGCCUGGCCCCGGUCACUCAGCUGGGGAUGAUGGUGCCCCUGGGACAGCUGGCCCGCGGAGCCAGCCUGGAGGAGCUCCUGGACAUCUGCAUCCAGGCCUUCGAUGCCGACGGGAACCUGCGCCCCGGCCAGCAGCUGGUGCCCGCGCUGCUGGCCAUGCACCCUGUCCUGCUGUCGUCCACCGAGCUGCUGCGGAAGGUCAUGGGCCUCUACAAAGAGGCCCUGGCAAAGGAUUCCCCGGGGCUCUGCCUGAAGAUCUGCUACUUCGUAAGGUACUGGACCACCGAGUUCUGGAUCAUGUUUAAAAUGGACGCCAGCCUGACGGACACGAUGGAGAAGUUUCAGGAGCUGGUGAAAGCCGCCGGCGAGGAGUCGCACUGCCGGCUCAUCGACACCACUCAGAUCAACGCGCGGGACUGGUCGAGGAAGCUCACUCAGAGGAUCAAGUCCAACGCCAGCAAGAAGCGCAAGGUGUCCCUGCUCUUCGACCACCUGGAGCCGGAGGAGCUGUCCGAGCACCUCACCUACCUGGAGUUCAAGUCCUUCCGGAGGAUCUCCUUCUCUGAUUAUCAAAAUUACCUUGUAAAUAGCUGUGUGAAGGAGAACCCCACCAUGGAGCGCUCCGUCGCCCUGUGCAAUGGCGUCUCCCAGUGGGUGCAGCUCAUGGUGCUCAGCCGCCCCACCCCGCAGCUCCGUGCCCAGGUCUUCGUCAAGUUCAUCCAGGUGGCUCAGAAGCUCCACCAGCUGCAGAACUUCAACACGCUCAUGGCCGUGAUCGGCGGGCUCUGCCACAGUUCCAUCUCCAGGCUCAAGGAGACCAGCUCGCACGUCCCCCACGAAAUCAAUAAGGUCCUGGGCGAGAUGACGGAGCUGCUGUCCUCCUGCAGAAACUACGACAACUACCGGCGCGCCUACGGCGAGUGCUCCCACUUCAAGAUCCCCAUCCUGGGGGUGCACCUGAAGGACCUCGUCUCCCUGCACGAAGCCAUGCCCGACUACCUGGAGGACGGCAAGGUGAACGUGCCCAAGCUGCUGGCCCUGUACAGCCACAUCAACGAGCUGGUGCAGCUGCAGGAGGCUGCCCCGCCGCUCGAGGCCAACAAGGAUCUGGUGCACCUGCUCACGCUGUCCCUGGACCUCUACUACACAGAAGACGAGAUCUAUGAGCUCUCCUAUGCCCGCGAACCCAAGAACCACAGAGCGCCGCCUCUGACGCCUUCGAAGCCACCGGUAGUGGUGGACUGGGCCUCCGGUGUCUCCCCCAAGCCCGACCCCAAGACCAUCAGCAAGCACGUGCAGAGGAUGGUGGACUCUGUCUUCAAGAACUACGACCACGACCAGGACGGCUACAUCUCCCAGGAGGAGUUUGAGAAGAUAGCUGCGAGCUUCCCCUUCUCCUUCUGCGUGAUGGACGGCGACCGGGAAGGCCUCAUCAGCCGCGCGGAGAUCACAGCCUACUUCAUGAGGGCCAGCUCCAUCUACUCCAAGCUGGGCCUGGGCUUCCCUCACAACUUCCAGGAGACCACCUACCUGAAGCCCACCUUCUGUGACAACUGUGCGGGAUUUCUCUGGGGAGUGAUCAAGCAGGGGUACCGAUGUAAAGACUGCGGGAUGAACUGCCACAAGCAGUGCAAGGACCUGGUGGUGUUCGAGUGCAAGAAGCGAGCCAAGAGCCCGGCAGCUCCCACGGAGGGCAGCGCCUGGGCAGGGCCCGUGUCCGGCCUUUACCCGCUGGGAGCCAAACACCUGCUGUACGGAAUUUGACCUCAACCAGUGCUUGUGUUCUAAGUUGUGAUUUGAGCAUAACUGCUAAGGAAAACAGGAGGCUUCAAGAUCACAGAACGGAAGCAGCCACCUCUGCCCGCCUGGCAUGCCGGCCACCUGGGAGGCGGAGACCUGGAGGUGUGCAGUCCCACACAAGCAGACCUCAUCUGGGAGAUAACGAAUGUAUCAAGAGCAGGGGGGCACAUCCCAAGAGCAGGAGCGCUUACCUAGCAGGCGCAGCCCCGUUAGCCCCCAGUGCUGCUGAAACCAACACCAGGCAGCGGUGACUGGCUGUAGCCACUCUCCCCAGGGUGCUUUACCCGGGAGCCCAUGGCCCUGGCUCAGCAGGUGGCUGCCUGGGCCGAGGCUGGCUCUGCCCUGCAGGGGGUGACGGCCCUACCCUUGCCACUGGGGUCAGGACCAGGGACCCGGCUGCUGGCCCAGUGCCGGCUCCCACGGGCUCUGCAGUGGAAGGAGGCGCAGAGUCUGGGCCGGCAGCUGCUGCUGUGCACACGACACACCCUACAGUGAGCUUCACGCAGUCCACACAGCCCAGUCCAAGGAGAGAGAAGCCCGGCGGCAGCCCUGUCUCCAGGCCCAGGGUCCAUGGCGCCCUGGGGCUCCUCCCUGCGUGGGCACGCCCACUGCAGCGGCAGAGGCCGCCGCAGCCCCCCUGCCGCUACACCCGUGUGCUUGCGUCCACGGGGUCCGGGGCAUGGCCGCCAGAGGCCACCGCUUGUCCACAGGAAGCACCCACAGGUCCCCACUGUCUGCACUAAGGACACCUGCUUCGGUUUUCCGCGGUGUCACAGCCCGCCUGCACCAGGGAGCCUGGCCGACACAGCACCCAGGGGACCGGCACCCUCCCACGGGAGGGCGGCCACACGGCACGCAGUCGAGUGGCAUCGCACUAGAGGGGGUGGCUCUGUCCGACGGACCCUCUACAGUGUGCGCGGGGCGCCCUGUGCACCAGUAACACUUCUGAGCUUAGGAGCGGAAAUGACAACUCAAGACCUCCCCACUCAAAAGCCGGGGGACAAACAGAAGGUACUAGAACAUAAGACCUCCCCACUCAUGGCCUGGAAGGACAUCGUUGCUGUGUUCACUCCACCAGGAGCAACUGGUCAGUCACUACAAUCCCAUCAAAUGUCAGCAGAAAUGGCAAUUCUAAAAUUCAUACUGAGCACAGAAGACCCCAAGUAGCCAAAGCAGCCUCAAGAGAAGAAAGCUGGAGCCAGGCACUUCCAAAACAAGAUUUGUAAGACAAGACACGUGGGAAAUGAGCGGGGGAGGUAGCGUGGUCUCUCACAAAGCAGGCUAUCCCACUGCAGGGGUAUCUCCGAAGGAAGCCAGCAAGGCAGAGACGCCGUCGCCCGUUUAUCUUGGCCCUCUUCGCAACAGCUAACAUGGAGCCAGCCAAUCCACAGACGGACGGAUCCUUUCACUAUACACACACCCGUGCACAGUAUAAUGUAGUACACAGUGUGGUUUAUUACAGUCCACAGAGUAUCAUUCAUCCAUAUAGAAAACAGAAUCCUGUUGUUUGUAGCAAAUGAACUGGAAGAAACUGCAUUUAGUGAGAUACACCAUACACAGAAAGAUGACCAUCCGGUCUUAGUGGUUGAUUACUAGGGGUGAGAGUAGAGGGAGGGGCAGGGCAGGACAUGGUCAAUGCAGAUUGAUGCACGCAUGGGAAGAGCACACUGAGCCCGUAAACAUGGAAAAGUAAUGCUAGUUAGCUGGGAAGGUCGCUCAGUGGUACAGUGCUUACCUUGCAUGCCUGAGGCCCUGGGUUCGA
Dipodomys spectabilis (banner-tailed kangaroo rat) is the source of this 3724-nucleotide messenger RNA. RefSeq names its product RAS guanyl releasing protein 1 (gene Rasgrp1). The coding region runs from base 52 to 1926 and encodes 624 amino acids. Gene Ontology annotation, biological process: positive regulation of GTPase activity; Ras protein signal transduction. The transcript is spliced from 16 exons. Gene Ontology annotation, molecular function: calcium ion binding; guanyl-nucleotide exchange factor activity. The record is from RefSeq and is a predicted model, not a curated record. NCBI's taxonomy places the organism in Eukaryota, Metazoa, Chordata, Mammalia, Rodentia, Heteromyidae. Gene Ontology annotation, cellular component: plasma membrane.